Messenger RNA from Schistosoma rodhaini, 3654 nucleotides. Lineage: Eukaryota; Metazoa; Platyhelminthes; Trematoda; Strigeidida; Schistosomatidae. The record is from the annotation of a GenBank genome assembly.
GCCUUGUUAAGAAAACACACAAAGUUUAACAACGGCGCUACAAUUCGUCCGUCCUAUCAGACUCAUAAAGACCGCGAGAUUUUAAUGUCUAAUUCUACGGAUUUUCGGCUACAAACCUCGGUAUUAUGUCACUCUUUCCUACUAGCUAGUACAAAUAAACAAGAUGCCAGUUACUUGACUGAUUUAGUUGACAACUCGAAUACUGAUCUAACUUUAGUUCCUAAUGGACAAGAGAUUAUCAAAUCAUUGCUUCAAUUGGUCAGAGAUUUUAAUCAACGUUUCAGUCGAACACAUGAAAUAGAACCAGUCGCUGAAAGUUUGGGUAUCGAUUCCGACAAACCAGUUGAUAAGACAGCUUUGGAAAUAUUCUAUCUUGAAAUAUUAGAUGGCUUAUUUGAAAAAUUAAACUGGGGACGUAUUGUAGCAAUGUUUGCAUUUCUACGUAUACUGGUCUUAAGAUUAUCCAAACAUGGACAUAGUGAUGCAAUAAAGAUGCUUAUCAAAAUAACAAGUCAGUAUUCCGAUGAGAAGUUGAAGAAUUGGAUUGAUCUUCAUGAUGGUUGGGUACGUCGUUUACCUUUACUUACCAUAUUCAUUUUUCUUUGAUCCAACCAAAAUUCUUAGAAUGGAGCCUUUUUUCUCUUAAAAGUUAGUAAUCUUGUGGAGCGUUUGGUUAAGCCAAAUCCUUGAUUAAAGAAGACAAGUAUCCUAUGGAUUUGGAUCGGAAACUCAUAAAUUUCAUGAUUUGCUAUUAAAUCCUCUCAGUAUUCCUGACAUAACAGCUAGUUAAUAUAACUGUAUAUACUGUGUUUGUCUAGCUAGUCGACUCUGAUUGCUGUCAUUAUUUUAACUCCAUAUUUGACUUUUUAAAUUUUACCCAAAUGUGUAACAAUCUUGAUCGAUGCAUACUUUUGGAAUAUGCUAUUUCGUUUAUUACUCACUUCCAUUUGUUUUUAAAAUAAUUAAGAUUUGUAGGGCUACAGUAGAUUUAUAUCCUAAGAGUUUUUUUAAUUGGAUAGUCUUAUGAAUCAUAAAGUACUUGUCCCAUCUUAGUUUUCUCUGUCCCAUAGUUAGGUGAUUCUCGUUAUAUUAUCCGAGUUUUUCUUAAACUUUUACAGUCAUUCACCAGUGCGUAGUUGCAGCAACAUUAUUAGCAGCGGAUGUGUAAUUGAUCUACUAGCUUACACUGAGAACCUUCAGUUAGUGAGUCGUGGGUUGGGGAAAAAUAAGCCUAUCGAGGUUUAUAUUGCCGGAUAGCAAUACCAUUGGCUGUCAUACGAAUCAAAUGUGCCUCGUACUCUCUUGCGAAAAUCUGUUCAUGGUAAUCCAAAAGGGCGGGUUCAGUUUUUAUACUAAAGUUUUUGUUCAAGCUGAAUCCAUUCAUGUAGUAAUAAUGGCCAAUAACCUUGGAUUAUACCGUUUCUCUGUGAAAUGUUUAAUCUGUAAUACCUUUUAGAUUUAGAUAUUGUAAUAAGGAGACGAAGAUUAUUAGAAUUAUGUGAUAUAUUAGCGCAAUGCAUUUCGAACAAUCUGACCAAAAGCAUACUUCUUAAGAACAUUCAUAUAUGAAAAAUUAAAAGGUCAAUUAAACAAGUGGAACGUAAGGGGAAACCAAGAUAACAAGUAAAAUAAUGUUUAAGAAUGUGAAAUUCACCACGCUGAAUAAUAAAACAGUAUUACCAGGGUUGGUCAAGGGUGUGAAUAAACUGUUUUUGAAUACAAAAGGGGCUUCAAUUUUCGUAUGACUAAGGCCUCAAUAAACCUUAGUUUACGCCUUUAAACACUUGUACAAGCUAAAGAAGCUGAGCUAAAAUCAAUUUUAUGACCUGUUUCAACCAUGUAUUUAGUAAUAGAGGACGAUGAAUGUUUGUCAUAUACUCUUAUAUACUACUUAUGUCGACAUAAGUAGCACACACCACCGCGGGUCUCUUUAUACUGCGAUUUUUCCAUCGAUUUAUGAAUUUUAAAAAAUAAUCAUUUUCCACUAAUAUUUUGUUCAACAACCUCAUUUAAUCAUCAAUAGCAUCGUUUGUACAAAUACGAUUAAUCCUGUUAGACAGGGUCUCUAUUUGAUAGUAGUCUUUGUCUUCGUAUUACGCUAUCCAAAUUUAUCAGAGGGACUUGCUGUUUUAAACCCUACGGAUUGUUUGACAUCAUCACUGAUCAUAUUCUGAGGCCAUUUAUGGUUGAUGGUUUUUAUAACAUCCGAUAUGCAUACACUUACUACAAUUUCUUCACAUUUCACACCAAAUGACACAUGCGCUCUACAACAAAUCCCACGUUGAACGUUAUUGAGAUUGGAUAAUUUAUUUAGUACGAAGUUAAUUUGUCAAUCAUAUUUACAUUCGGUAGUUUUAAUGUUUGAUUGUUUCCCUAAAGAAGUUUGGGCCAGACCGCCGAGCGAAAUGUUAGAGUUAUUCUGAUUUCAAUCAUUGGGGAUUUUUACAAAUAUGAUUUUCUUUUUCAGUAUUCUGCUUCGAUAUUUUCUGUUCUAAUUUCGAUUUUCUAUUACAGUCUGGAUUAAUCGAAUUCAGUGGUCGCCAAUUUGUAAAUGAUGGACAGGAACUAAUUUGGAAAACACUACGCAAUGUUGGUGGGCUUGCCACUGGAGCUGUUGGAGCACUGGGUUUAGCUGCUCUUGUCGGUUAUAUCGCAAAUAAGAUUUAAUUAUAUGGCAUUAUGCUUAUAAAAUAUUGAUCGGGCUUUCGUUUAUUAGUAAUAUCAGCAGGACUACCACUACCGCUGUUAAUUUCUUUUUUUGUAAUUACUCAUCCUCUUACCACUAAAGAGGACAAUUAAUACCUUUUCUGUGCUUACAUCCUCAAUAUGUGUUAUGUGAUUGAAAUGUUUUGAAACUUUCCUUUCUUUUUUUCUCUGAGUUCAUCAAUAUUUGCUUUCUUGUUGUGCCUAUAAUAAUAAUAAAAAUAAUGAAAGUAACAAUCAUUAUUAUUCUCUGUGCCUGACAUUUCAUCGUUUUAUGUUAAAGUCCUUUUUUCACAAGUUUACUCGUCACUAUUUUGGAGCAAUCUAAAUCACAAGUUAAUGAAUUAACAUUUCACAUAAAACAUUGUAGAUAGUUAAAAAUAAUAAUAAUUAAUUGUUGUAUCAUCUUUAUCCAAAACUAUGAGUUAAACUGAUACUGUUUUUUUCAUUUUCCUUUUGUUUAUAAGGAAACAAAAUCUAUUUCCCUGUAUUUAGUAUCCCCAUCCCCUUGUUUCAUCAUUUUACAUAUGUUGUUUUCCUCUUAAAUAACAUAUUUAUCUAGUCUUUACAUCAUUUAUCAUCUAACAUUAUUGACAUCAUUGUUGGUUAAUUUUUAGCGCCUUACCUUUACUACUUAUUUGGUGUGUUGUGUGUAUUGAAAAAGGUGUAAUUUCCGUGUAAUAGUGAAGUUUUAUCAAAUAAUGUGUAUGCAACACCUGCGCAUAUAUAUAUGAUGGUGGUUUCUACUACUGCUUUUUUUUUUCUGUGCAUACAUGCAUUUAUCUAUUGAAGUUCAGUUGCUUUUGAGUUAAAUUUGUUAGCUUAUUUAUUUUUGAUAAGCAUGCUUGUUUCUAAAGAUUGGAGAAUGUAUUCUGUACACAUUGGAUAUAUAUGGUGUUAUGUAUUGCACUUACAAUGGUUUCUAAAUUAUAUAACAUCCAACUCUACCUA